Larimichthys crocea (large yellow croaker) is the source of this 3946-nucleotide messenger RNA. RefSeq names its product anoctamin 10b (gene ano10b). Bases 798 to 2927 code for a protein of 709 amino acids. The record is from RefSeq and is a predicted model, not a curated record. Gene Ontology annotation, biological process: chloride transmembrane transport. Gene Ontology annotation, cellular component: plasma membrane. NCBI's taxonomy places the organism in Eukaryota, Metazoa, Chordata, Actinopteri, Sciaenidae. The transcript is spliced from 15 exons. Gene Ontology annotation, molecular function: chloride channel activity.
AGAGACUCUUACUGCCGUGUAAACAUGUUUAUUUUUCACAUGGAUGUAACUUUAUUUGUCAGUUUGCAUGAAAUACAAAGUAGAGUUGAAGCUGAUGUGAUGAACUGAAAUUUGAACCCGAUAGUGGCGCUAAAUGAAAAGUUAAAAGAUCACCAAAGUUAUUCCGAUUCAUACUGAGAGGGACAAGAAAGUCUGAGUCAUGGCAAUUCAUCACUUCAACAGUUGUUGAUAAAAAAAAAUACAAAUGUCAAUGUUGCUCAAUGAAAAGUCAGUUCAUCAGUGAAGUCACAAGGGUUUAUCCUCCAGCAACCAUGAAAGUUUUUCUGGUACAGUAGAUGUAGGAGUCAGUUUUACUAUAUUUUCAGUUUUUUAAACUGGGUUUUAUCCUCACAGUCGUGUUUUUCUCACCAGGACAAACCUCCUGAAGCUUUUUAUGUUCCAUAAAUGUGAAAGGUCAGAGGACACUCUGAAGAAUCCUCCUCAAACUGCUGCAUGUUCAGUCUUGCAUGCAAAUCCACGACCAGUGUAAUGUUACUGUGAUGUAAUGGCUAGUGAAUGCAAAACACUAAUAAAAAAUGAAAAUAAACAUAACUGUUAAUAUAUAGACUCAAUUAUGUAAAUGAUGGAUUAUGUAUCAUAUCAGAGAGUCCUGACACAGGACUGACUGUUGACUUAUUACUGUGCCUGACACAAAUUCACACUUGUUAUUCUUCUUAUCUUACAUUUUACGUUUUUUCAGGACUACUACACAAAACAUUUAUCAAAAUGUCUCCAAAAAAAGAGCGGGAAAAUUUAACAUGGGCGCUUAUGGACGGAAUGUUCGGAAGCUAGAUCUCACCAUGAGUAAGGCGGGCGGUGAUGAAGGUGGUGACGGUGGCAGCGGUGAAACAUCCCAGCAGCCGGAGGAUAAAGUUCCAGCGGUGAGUAAACUGAGCGGCGCGGCCAUCGGACCGGGCUGGACAAAAGUUAGCUGCCCCUGCUGCGUGUCGGAGCGGGUCGAGCCGUUGGUGCUGGUGAAGCUCGGAGGGAAAGUUCGACCUGAGACGAAAAGGUGGCUCAUCAGACUGAUCGGAGCUCCUCAGAAAGAUGGAGGUGCUGCAUUACUGGCCCACCCGGGUGAGGACGCCAGUGGUGACAUCAUUGUGGUCUCGGCCCCGCGCUGUACGUUACUCAGAGCCACCGAGGAGCUCGGUCUGUGCAAGACUUACAGCAACGACAACAUGGAGGCCUUCUCCUACAACGACAGAGACAACUUUAAAGAUUCAGACAACAUGGAGGUGUUCCUGACUCUGGCCGAGCGGCAGUACAUAGUCAAGUACGAGCUGGACGGUCUGCGGGCUCAGAGAGACCUGAGGGUCCCCGGUCUGUCCGACAGCGACGCACUGCAACACCGAGACAACAUCUGGCAGAAGCUCGGGUCAGCCGGUGUCAUCGUGGACACGCUUCCCCUCCACGACCCGGACAAACUGAAGGAUCUCAGUGAAGCCUGGUACUCUGGGAACCAGCUGGCUCAGCCGCUGGAUUCAGUCAACGGGUACUUUGGAAGCUCGGUGGCGUUCUACUUCAGCUUCCUUGAUUUCUACACCUGGUCUCUGCUCCCACCAGCGAUACUAGGCCUCACCAUCGCAUACUUCUCAGGUGAGGUUCAGAAGGACAUGGACGAGUCCGUCUCAGGCUCUCAGGUUGAAGCUGUUGACUCUGACUCAGGACCAGCCGUCGGCGGUCACAUGAUCCAGGCGGUGUUCAGCAUGAUCUGGUCCACGGUGGUCAUGGAGAUGUGGAAGCGUCGGAGCGCCUCCCUUUCAUACCGCUGGGGCACCCUGCACCUCGCCGAGCGCUUCGCGGAGCCCCGACCCGGUUUCCACGGCGAAGUCGGGGUCAAUCCUGUGACGGGUCGCGUGGAGCCGCUCUUUCCUGAAUGGCAGAGGGAGCUACGUAUGGCGCUGGUGUCUGUGCCGGUGGUGGGGCUGUUCCUAGGGAUGGUGGUGCUGGGUAUGCUUUGUUUCUACUGGGGGGAGGCCCAGGUGAAGGAGCUGCACCAAGACUGGGACACCAUGCUGUCUCAGACUUUAAUCUACAUGCCCUCGGUGCUUCACAUCGUCUAUACGAACAUGUUAGCGACUGUUUACAAGAAAGUGGCACAAUCUCUGACUGAAUAUGAGAACCACAGAGAGGAGUCGGCCUUUCAGAACCACCUCACAGCCAAAGUCCUGGUGUUCACCUUCUUCAACUACUUUGCGGUGCUCUUCCACAUCGCCUUCUUCAAGCAGGAUGUGCCUUUACUUCGUAAGCGUUUAGCGUCUCUGCUGAUCGUGACCCAGCUGGUGAACCAGGUGACGGAGGUGGUCAUACCCUUCCUAGUGGACCGGUUCAUCAGCGCCCCCCACAGGACGGAGCAUAAGGACGACCCACAGGAGGACAAAUUUAGGAACCAAAGCACCCUGCCUGCUUUCCCCGGCUUGUUUGCAGAGUACAUCGAGCUCCUGGUGCAGUUUGGGUAUUUGAGUCUUUUCUCCUGCGUGUAUCCUCUCACGGCCGUUCUGCUGCUCAUCAACAACCUGACGGAGAUCCGGUCGGACGCCUACAAGAUGUGCAAGCUCUUCCGUAAACCCUUCUCCCCUCCCGUGGCUAACAUGGGCGUGUGGCAGAUCGCCUUCGAGGUCCUCAGCUUUGUCUCCGUCGUGUCCAACUGCUGGCUGCUGCUGCUGUCACCAUGGUUACAGGCGAGGUUUCAGGAGGGCGGGAUGAGCAGCACAAACAUCCUGCUGUUGGCCGUGUUGGUGGAGCACGUGCUGAUCUUAGUGAAGGUGAUCCUGGCGGUGCUGAUCCCAGACGAACCGGACUGGAUCCGUAAAAAGAGAGAGCAUAUCGAGUACACCUCGAUGCAGGCGCUGAGACAGCAGAAGCUGCAGCCUGAAGAGUCCUGAUGGCAUUUCACAGUGUUGGUAGAUGAAGAUACAGUACCAACCUCAGUGUUCAGUGGGCCCAGACGGAUCUCCAACCGGACCCGCGAUGCAUUCCUGCUGAGCUCCCGCUUUAUACUUUUAAAGUGUUUCUGCUGCUCUCACUAAUCAGCACGGUGCUUCCGCGAUGUCCGCACUUUGAAUUUGCACACUCAUGUUAAUAUAUCGGAACAGCAGCUAAGAAGUGUUUUUAUUCUCACAUAGCAGAAGGUGAAUGUAUGUCGUCUUCAUGACGGUUACUUGACGAAAUGUUCCUGAAUGUUUGAGCUCAGCAAGAGGACAGUGUCAUCACUGGAGCGAUCAGUUUCAGAGUGUAAUCGAGUAUUUGUUCUGAUUACAUUACUCAUGAUCCAAAAACUAGCGAGUCUUCUCCUCUGCCAUCAUGUCCAUAGAGGCUGCUGAGCCCAGUUACAUGAGCCUGUUUGCCCGGCUCCUGUUCUGGCACGCCGCCGGCUCUUCUGCCCCGUGGUUACUUCACUGUCCGUCAUAAACUCUGUAAAUCACAGAGAGUUGAGGCGGAGCAGCCGGAGGACAUCAGAGGGAAAACCAGAAAACAUUUCCUCCAUAAAAUAUGAUCCAGUUUCACCAGAAUCAGUGAAAUAGUUGCUGCUGUGUAAAUGUUUGAACACUUCCCGUGAUGAUCCUGUCCUCUCAUGUGACACCUCAGACAAGUUUGAUAUAUUUGCAGAGGAAACGACGAGGAGCUACCAAAGAACCGCUUCGUGCUUUGCUUUUAGAAAAGUUUUAUUUUUUUACAGUCGGUCUGUUUUUCAGCUUCACGUUCACGCCGAGCGUUAUUACACUGAAUCACUGUGUAACUUAUUUGUUUUUACAGCCACCAGGUGGCACUAUACACCUGACAUUAAUGAGGCCUAGUGGCUGCAGUGUGUGUGUGUGUGUGUGUGUGUGUGUGCGUUUGUGUGUGUGUGUGUGUGUGUGAUGAUCUGGAGUUUCGGGUGGUUGUCUGACAAUAAACUCCCAGA